Phytophthora sojae is the source of this 1272-nucleotide messenger RNA. RefSeq lists its product as hypothetical. Lineage: Eukaryota; Oomycota; Peronosporomycetes; Peronosporales; Peronosporaceae. The transcript has 5 exons. Bases 1 to 1272 code for a protein of 423 amino acids. The record is from RefSeq and is a predicted model, not a curated record.
AUGACUACGGAUGCUGAAGGCGACGUUGAAAUGACUGUACCGCAACCGGUCUUCGAGGUAGUGCAGGCGCCGAGUCUCAACGCCUGGGACCAGGCGUCGCUAGUAUCGUGGAUGACCCGCCAGGGCACUCGUGCCCAGCAAAAGAUGAAGCGCUCCGUCCGUCGCAAGGUCGGCAAUGAUGCGAGUGGGAACACUCUCGAGUUGCUAGCGCUGUCCCUUGAUGAUCCAUCUGACCAAGUCCAAGCUGCCGGUGAUCACGUGAUGCUACCCCCUGCUAGCCAGGAACCCAUGCCACGAGCCAAGAAAAAGCGAGGGUCAAAAACGAUCAAGAUCUACAAGGGCGUUCGAUAUUGCAAGAACUGGUACUCGAAGAAGCACAUUGCAUAUCGCUGCAGUACUUCGAAGACUUCUGGCUGUAAGGCCACGCUCAAAGUAACCCCGGCCGCUGUUUGGUGGGUGGAGGAGGGCGACAUUUGGGAGCAAGUAUGCGAGGCGUUCUACGGUCCCGAUAGAGAAGAGCUGUUAGACGGAUUGACAGAGGAGCAAGUUAUCGGGCGUAUCUGUCGCAUUCGCCGCCGAUACUACGGUGGUGAUAUUCACGGAGUUGUGGAAGUCCCUCCCUUCUCCAAAGUGAAAGACUCGGCCAUCCCAUUCUUCCGGUUCCAUUUGACUGAGUCCAUGUACGACGAUAUCCUGCAUCUCAUCUACCGCGACACCGGCAAAAAGCUCAAUCCUGCAAUUGCCCAUACUGACGCCCGAUACUACAUCACAGAGUGGAAUGUGUUUGGUAUCGCCAAUACUAUCGUGGCGCGCACAAACAACCCCUUGGAGAGGUUUAACAGGGAGAUGAACGCCGCGUUCAAGCCCCACCCCAAGCUUCGACACUUUGUUUCUACAAUUGCCAAAAUUUCAACUGCUUACGCGCAGCGGCAAGCCAACAUCACGCGCGGUCUACGCAAGAAGAAACAGCGUCCACCACGCAUUGAGUUACCGGCUGCCCCCGACUUAGCAACAUUUGAAGUUCCGCCUGAGUCAGAAGAUGAAGGUGACUAUGAUGAGCUUGGCGACCAGUCCGACGGCUCAGUCGAAUCAGCUCGUAGUGGCGAAGCUGAUCACUCUUCGGAGGAAGAUGAGCCACCCCGAAAUGCGCAGUCGGCCGAAGACUUGCAGCAGGAAAUUGAUGAGCACGCUAACACUUACAACUUCUUCCUUGACUCGGACAGUGACCACGAUCCAGAUGAAGAAAAUGGCGUGGAGGAGUGGUCAUUCUAG